This is a messenger RNA of Drosophila busckii, 1174 nucleotides long. It is a transcript of the gene Tmlh, whose product is annotated as trimethyllysine dioxygenase, mitochondrial. The record is from RefSeq and is a predicted model, not a curated record. Gene Ontology annotation, biological process: carnitine biosynthetic process. NCBI's taxonomy places the organism in Eukaryota, Metazoa, Arthropoda, Insecta, Diptera, Drosophilidae. Gene Ontology annotation, cellular component: mitochondrion. The transcript has 2 exons. Gene Ontology annotation, molecular function: trimethyllysine dioxygenase activity; iron ion binding. The coding region runs from base 7 to 1143 and encodes 378 amino acids.
UAAUUCAUGCUGAGCAGUUCAGCUGCUGUCUAUAUAGAAAUGUUGAGCUUGAAGCAUCCGAAGACAUGCGAUAUUAUUGAGCUAAAUCAAUUUUGGCUACGUGAUCAUUGUCGCUGCGCCAAGUGCUUCAAUAAGCAGACGAAUCAGCGUCUCUAUAAUCUGAUUGAGUUGCCAGCUGAUGUGGAGGCAGUGAAGCACAGCUGGUCGCCAAACGAUCAGCUGGAGGUGCAAUGGAGCGAUGGGCAUACGUCCACGUAUGAUGUGGACUUUGUAUAUAAAUCGCAAGUAGCUGAGCUGAUAAGCAGGCGCUCAUUGAUAAGUGCAUCGGGUUUGACGCCUUGGAAUCGCAGCAUUGUGCUACAGAAUGAGCAACACUUGCGCUUUCCGCUGGUGCCACUGUUUGCCAACGAGGAGAAUGUGAAGCAGCUGGUUGCAGCGCUGGUGCGUUAUGGGAUUGUGUUUAUAGAUGAAGUGGAGCCUACGCCACUGAUGACUGAGUUGGCGCUGCGGCGCGUGUUUCCGCUAAUGAAAACUUUCUUUGGUGAAAUGUGGACAUUCAGCGAUAAGCAGGAUCAUGCAGAUGCUGCGUACAGCAAACUCUAUCUGGGCUCUCAUACAGACAAUACAUAUUUCUGCGACGCUGCUGGUCUGCAGGCGCUGCACUGCAUCGAGCAUGCGGGCACGGGGGGCGAGAACUUCUUUGUGGAUGGGCUGCAUGUAGUGCGUGAGCUGCAGCGCCGCUACCCAGCCGCCUAUGAGCUGCUCUGUCGCGUUAAUGUGCCCGCCGAGUAUAUUGAGGAGGGCCAGCAUCAUCGCCAUACCGCGCCCAUUAUACGCAUUGAUCCGCUCACUGGCGAGUUGCUGCAGCUGCGCUUGAAUUUCUAUGAUCGCGCAGUGUUCAACACGCUGCCGCAGCGUGAGAUGUCGCAGUUCUAUGCGAGCGUGCGGCAGCUGCAGCAGAUUGUGCGUGAGCAGGAGCAGCAGUGGUUCCUCAAGCUGCAGCCCGGCAGCAUUGUCAUCUUCGAUAACUGGCGUGUGCUGCAUGGACGCAACGCGUACACGGGUCGUCGCACCAUGAGCGGCGCCUAUGUCCAACGCACAGACUUUCAGAGCAAGGCGCGUGUGCUGGGCAUCAUCGAGUGAGCCACGUUCACAUGCUAAUAAAAAAUUACGA